AUGUCCGUCGACGGAGACCAGCGGCGGGGGCUGGGUCUCCGCGCUCAAUGGGCUGCGUUCAUCGCACCCUUUCUGGCGCCCGCCAACCGGCAGCGUCAGGGCUGGCGGCCGCUCGCCCUGCGCCCGCCCUACCUUGCGUCCCUGGUCUGCUUGAUGGUGACUAUGCUCCUCCUGCUCGAGGGGCUGCGCCAGUAUAGCGACCGGCAGGGCGGCUUGGUCUUUUUCGCCGACACCGACGAUGUCUCCGCCGUCCAGUCGUUCGCUUACAACUACGUCCCCAUCAUCAUCGCCCUGAUCCUCCUCGUUUUCUGGUCCGUCACCGACUUCGAUGUCCUCCGCCUCGAGCCUUAUUUCCAGUUGUCGAUGCCCGGGGGCGCCCCGGCCAGCGUGCUCUUCAUCAACUACAACUUCGGCCAGACCAUCCUGACCCCGAUCAAUGCCGCCCGCCGCCACCAUUGGGUCGUCCUGUGGGUCUCCAUGCUGACCCUCUCGAUUCGCAUGAUCCUGCCGGCCCUGCAGAGUACCAUCCUGGAGUUGCGAGAGGUGAAGGUGAUCCAGCAUGAGGAUAUGAAAAGCUGGCCGACGCUGGUCGACUUAGAAACGCAAGCCAACUGGAUGUCCACCCAGGCCAACAACACCGUCGACUCCGUGCUCUCUUCUGACGAACAACUGCGCCGGUCCCGCUCCAGCGAAUAUGCGGUCGCGCCCGUCGAGAUUCCCAAGGACGAUCAAGACGGCGAUGUGCUGUGGAAACUGGAUCAAGCUCUGUACUGGGCGCAGGUUUCGUGCCAGGAUGUGGCGGUGGACAAGAAACUGACCGUGGCCAUUGACGACCCUGACGAUGGGUUUCCCCGAGUGUCAUGGGAUGCCUCGGGCAUCGACUUGUCAGACACGUAUGGCAGUGCGAAGGAGUGCGAGCUGGACUUUCACUAUGAUAACGUCUUCUUCCCCGAAACCGAUUACCUCCAGGUCCGCUACUGGGAGCCCGUCAUUGAUGCGACUGCCGAAGCCGAGUACCCCAACACCACCAAAGCAUUCACGGCUAAUGGUUGCGACCCGUACGACUUGUAUGGCAUGCUGAUUUCCGUCAACGCGACCAACCAAUCCUCUCAAAACUCGACCCACAAGGAGUAUUCGGCCAGCGGGAUCGCUUUUGCCUGCGAUAUCAGCUAUCACAAAGCCCAGGCCCGCGUCGCCAUGCACGCCAACAGCUCCAUCGAGUCAAUUCGUUUGCACCAUGCCUCGACUCGCACGUUGACUGCAAGGGAAUUCAACACCGAACACUUCCAGGCCCUCCUCUCGCAACGCGCUCCGUAUACCAGUGACAUGAUCUUCAUCCGCGAGAAUGCCACGGAUGGUGGCCGGACGGUGACUGAACUGCCUGUCAUCAGCGAGGAACUCGGUGACUUGCAACCACUGCUGGUGCUGGAUACCUCGUCGAUCAUGACACGGGCAGAGUUCACUUCGAAGAUCACGCGGGAUGUGAAGCAGACUUUUAUCCUGACACUGGGCCGCUUGUUUGACCCGGAUCAUGCUCCUACCAUCAUUCCGGCUAUCCGCAGUACCACGCAAGUCGCCAUCGCCAUCGUCACCUUCGCGGCCGUCUGGUCCGAGCUCAUCCUGGGUCUCGCUGCUCUGACGGCUGUAUACCUUCUUUUUCUCUACCGUUCCCGCGAAACCUUCCUUCAGAGCGACCCCGGCUCUAUCGGUGCCAUGUGCAGUAUUGCCGCCGACAUCUUCCACCCCAAUAACAUCCUCUCCGAACCUCACGCCGAAUUCCAUCAGUUUUCAACCCGUCAGAUGCGACGCAUCUUCAAGAACGCCCGAUGCUACUGGCGCCCAGGUCCAUCUGGAGAUCGAUUGGAGAUUCUCGCAGAGGAUGGCUCGCCAGUCCAGCUCGGUGAAAACCUACGAACCCAUAACGACCCUAUGCCUCAUUUCCUUGUCAUUCCCUUCUUUAUUGUCGAAUUUCUCGCCCUGGCGGCUGUUAUAAUCCUCAUGGCACUGGUGGUUCAAUCUCUCGCUCGAGAUGGCCGCUUCCGCCACUUGACUCAGUCUGACUCGAGCUCGCUGCAAGUUGUCCUCUCUUUUCUGCCCUCGGUGGUUGCCUCGUCCGUGAGUUCCUUGUGUACCUCGAUCCAUCGGAACCUCAGCGUCCUGGAGCCUUGGGUUCAUCUACAACGCGGGAUGGCGUCCGCACGAUCCUCCUUGUCGUUGAAUUACUCCUCGCAGAGCCCCUUCGCCAUUUUCUUCAAGGCUGCUCGAGAUCGACAUGUCCUAUUGGGCCUGGUAUCUCUGGCCUGUGUCAUCAACAUGGUCCUGACGGUCGUGGCGGGUGGUCUUUUCAUGCAGGAGAUGACAACGUCGGUCAUGUCGACCGAGGAUUUGACCAUGAACUACAGUUCCUCCAUCUUUUGGCGGAACGACUUUGCCGCCGAGUUCACCGAAUAUGACCUGAUUCAAACGAGCAUCAUGAGUGGCGUUCCCAUGUUGCCUUGGACGAGUCCCAAUGAAUCCUUCGUGCCCCUCCACAUCCACAACCGCGAUCCCGAUGCCUUGUACGGAGCAAACACUAGAGGCGUUGGCGCGUCCCUAGAGUGCCAGACCCUAUCUCCGGAGAAAGGAUUGGUUCAUAAUAAGACAACCGGCCACAGUUAUUGGAAGUACGAAUUGUUCGACAACAAGUCGGUGGAAUGCGUCGCCGGUAUGCCCAACUUGCAAAGCAAGGACGAGGGCAUAUCCCUCUCCAUCCACUUCUUGUCGCCGAGCGAUGUCAGUGAAUCCGAUAUCUGUCAAACAUCUACUGUUCUCGUCGUGGGGCGUUGGGACUACAUGCCCAAUAGCACAGUCACCGACAACAACACCAUCGCCUUGCACUGCGAGCCACAGGUCCGGUUGCAGGAUUAUUCCGUCACAUUUGACUCGAAGGGCCAGGUUGACUGGAAUGACCGGGUUGCAGGCAGUGCCAUUCUCAACGGCACUAUGUUCGACAACGCCACUGUCAGUUUGGGCCAAUUCAACAAGGUGUUUGCCGCUAUCCCGGAGAGCUACGUGGGCAAUAGUACCUCUAACAAUGGGACCUACAACAUCUCCUCGUACGACUGGGCAGGGUUCCUGAUCGCCCGGCUGUAUCAGCGCGCCGAUCCCGACUUCAAUUCUCUCGACCCGGUUCGCUUGACCGAUCUUACCCAGACGGUAUAUCAGUGGGUCUAUUGUACAUACUUCUCCAUUUGGCGUGAUCUGUACCUCGAACCACUCUACGAGCCGGUUCAAGCAACGAAUGGCACUAUCAUGCGAAGUACUUGGGCCAUGCAGCCGUCUGUGCCAUCCCUCGCCAUCGCCCUCAUCAUCAUCGCAUUUGACACGCUGGUCGUUCUCGUUGUCUUCGGAACCCGCCGAGGACGCUUCCGAGGUCCGCGGAUGCCACGGUCCAUUGGCGCAAUCAUCCCUUGGAUUGCACAUAGUCGCAUGCUCAGCGACUUUGGCGACACACACCACUGGAAUAGCACGCAACGCCGAGAUCACCUGGCUGUUCUAAACAAGCGAUACGGAUUCCGCAUGUUCAUGGGGCACGAUGGGCGCUGGCGAUUUGCAGUGGAUGAAGAGCCCAAACCGGCGGAUCCAGCAGCGCCCACGCCUGAACCCCCGCCUGAGCCAGAGGCCAACAAGACUACAUCAAUUCAGCUGCGGGAGCUGACGGGGCUGCAGUCACGAAGGCAAAAUUAA
This is a messenger RNA of Penicillium argentinense, 3726 nucleotides long. RefSeq names its product DUF3433 domain-containing protein. The record is from RefSeq and is a predicted model, not a curated record. The transcript is spliced from 2 exons. NCBI's taxonomy places the organism in Eukaryota, Fungi, Ascomycota, Eurotiomycetes, Eurotiales, Aspergillaceae. Bases 1 to 3726 code for a protein of 1241 amino acids.